This is a messenger RNA of Suillus subalutaceus, 973 nucleotides long. RefSeq lists its product as uncharacterized. The record is from RefSeq and is a predicted model, not a curated record. The transcript has 12 exons. Bases 128 to 820 code for a protein of 230 amino acids. Lineage: Eukaryota; Fungi; Basidiomycota; Agaricomycetes; Boletales; Suillaceae.
GCGCGGCCUCUACUAUGAUACUGACGGACUCACGCAGCUUCAAAUAGUCAUCGAUGUUAUAAUUGUCUACGGGGUACAUCUGUAAGUUAGAAGUGUACUGUUAUCUACGACUUGAAGGAUUCAAGUGAUGCUUUUAUUGGUUCGCAGUCUGUACUUCCAUCGCAUAUGGAUAGUCGGAAAGGGCCGAUCAAGAGCCCUCCCUAUAGUAGUGGGCGUUAUCGUGACUUCGGGUUCAGGUGUUGCCAUCGCCCUUAUUUGGGCCAUCUAUCAGUGUCAUGUGUUCUCAGAUCUGAUUAACAUCGAGUGGGCGACAUUUAUGGCCUUGGGCACAAUUACUUUCGUCGAUUUCGUUAUCGCAUCAUCGCUAUGCUAUCUCCUCGCUACUUCCCGUACUGGAUUCUCUAGCACCGAUUCCAUGAUAACAAAGCUCAUGGCUUACAUUAUCAACACGGGCUGUCUGACGAGCGUGUGUUCAAUGACAGCUAUUAUUACAUGCGCAGUGAUGCCGCACAACUUCAUCUUCCUUGGCGUUGAAUUUUUAGUGGCUAAAUUAUACGUCAACUCAUUCUUCGCACUCCUGAACGCACGACACUACUUGCAGCCUGCCGCAGAAACUAAUCGUUCUUCUGAAGCACACAUGCGCCACGGUGUCUACCGCCCAGAGCUGAACGUUACGGCAUCCCAAGACGAGGAACCCCAGGGAUCCCGGAAAAAUAUGUUUAAACAUCCUGACGAUGAUGUGGCGCAUCUUACUCGAUCUGCCACGCCACAUCGGCCCAUCGAGGUGACGGUAGAGAUGGACUCCUACUCAUCAGUGUGAUGCAUCAGUACUAGUAUGCAUGUAUCAUGUAUCGUCCGCCUCUUCGCGAGAUAGGACUUGUGAGUCUUUAUGAGAUUAUCGCACAGCCAGUGUGGGGACAAGAAUCUACACAGUCCAUUAUGCCUCUAUCGUGUGUUUCAUGCGCUUGGAAUC